GUUGGUUCGUAGUUUGCCGUCGGCGGCUGCGACCAUGCUGCUUGCCGCUCUUGAUGCGAGCUAUUUUAAGGGCUGGCCACGUGGCCCGAGUCGUUGCCUAAAUUUGGCGCCUGGGCCCAGUUUCACGCUGGCAGCUUCCCGAGAGGAGCGUCUGCAACCCCGGAGUUCGACUGGUGGAGUAAGUUGCCAAAAGGCCCGGUUGUAAGCAGCGGUAGUGUUGUUGACCCGCUGGACAUGCGGCAUGUCAACAGGUGGCCAUAGCAGUGAGGUGAUGGCUAGCGUUGCGACCACGACUACGAUCAGCAGCAUCGCCGUACAGUCGGGAAACACCCGGCUGGUAAUCGCCCUCUUGCAAUCCGGCGAUGCCCUGGAACUCAAGAUCCAAGAGCUCUCCCCUGAGAUGAGUGAUGUAGGCAGCACCUAUGAAGAAGCACUCCAUCUUCAGCAGCAACACCAGCAAGUUCUCCAGAAACUUCAGAACAAGCAGAGUCCUGUGGAAGAACUGCUUAGCCAAGCUGAUGAGCUUAUCGCCAACCAGAAACCCAAGGCACAAGUUUACUCCGCCAUGGCUCACAACCUAGGCUUGGCCUGGAAAGACUUGAACGCUCAACUGGAGCACCGUAGCCGAGUGCUGGACGCUGGCGUUGAGUACCAUGCUGCGGCGAAGAAGCUUUCCGAAGAACUUGCCAAAGGGGAACAGGAGUUCUCGGAGACCUUCCUUCCAGACCAGGUGGCUGCUUGCGAGACUCGACUGCAAAAACUGAACGAGCUGAGGAAAGCGAUUCUCGAGGCUUCCAAGCGAAGCCUUCAGCCUUUCCAGAACCUCCUCCACAAACUGAAAGAAGUUUGUACAAUGGGUGACUCUAGACCUCGCCAGCCAACGGUUGCCAUAGCGGCUGUAGCGGCACUGGAGACGCAGCACGAGAACCUCCAGGACACGAGAAGGAGGCUGGGGCAUGUCUGUGAAGCGCGAAAGGAGGCCCUCGAGAAGCGGCUACGCUCGCUGCUCUUAAGCCAGGAGCUGGACGAGGUGCAGCAUCAGCUGGAGCGAAGCACGGAGGAAACGGCGUUGGGUGACUCCCCUGCCAGCAGCGAAAUUCUUCUACACGAACACACGACGAGAGUGGCACCCACGAACGAGAAAAUGCGAGACCGAAUGCUGAAGCUGCUGAAGGCAGCGAAGCAGAUCCAAGACGCGGAGCUCGAAACUCGAGCUUACGACCUGAUGGCGCAAGUGACCAGCCGCAUUGAGAGAGACGACGCCCGAAAGAAGGACUUGAAAGACUCGGUGGAAUUCUUCAAUGAAGCUCAAACAGCUCUGAACAAGUUGGACCAGUUACAGAUUCAAGUAUCUCAAGGGGCGGUUCAGGACGUAACUGCUGCGACAACCUUGUUAGACGCGUGCGUCGAAAAGCCGUUGCGUUUGGGACGAGACCUCUUGAUGCGAGUAUCCUCGGGCACCAACGGGAUCCAAGAGAAGGUUCACGAGUUAGAGAACAGGCGACUGCACGUAAAGCAGCUGUACACACAGAAGACCGCCGAUGCUGUUCAUAGCAGCGAGCGCGCAGUCAACUUCUUGUCCCAGUGCAACAGCUUGUACACUUGGUGCAUAGAGGUAGUGCAGACGUUCCUGGAGCAGAACAACACUCUGGGCGUCGGUUUGCAAGCCUGUCACGGGUUUCUUCAGAAGCACCAAGGGAUGCUGAACGAACUACAGGCCAAGGAGCCUCAGAUGACGUCGUUACUAGUUCAGGAUGACGCGAAGGCCAAGGAGCUCCUGCAGUUAUGGCAACACUGCCGAACUCUUCUCGAGCAGAGAAUUCGAUUGGCUCAGCGCUACCAGACCUGUUGUAAACUCUCCUCUCAGCUACUCGAAGGCCUGAAGACUAUUCACGAUGCUAGCCAUGAGCGUCAAAUCGUAAUCAACGAGAACUUUAUGCAAUUUGAUCACAAUGCCAGCAACUUCUUACUGGACGCGCAUAAGAUCCAAGACUCCUCGCUGGAUAUAUCAAGGGCUAUCCGCCACGUCCAAGAAACACUGGACCAGUGCCGCCAGCUGAAAAAUAAACCUGGGAACAACACCGAGCAGUUGGUCAGGGAGGCGCAGAGGACAAUGGAGUCAGCCGUGAAAAUCGAGUCGGAGUUGUACCCUGCCAUUCCCCGGGAGCUGACUCGUGCUGAGACGAUCGCUCAGUACUUGGACAGGCACCUAGACACCUUGAUGCCUCUAGUCAGGACAGUUCAGUCUGAACUGGACGCACGGAUCGAAACCUCACACUCGCUGCAACGCAAAGAGCAGCUCGUAGAAGAGCUACGCUCCACGCAACAAAGCUUCCAGGAAAACAUAUCCAAGUACCAGGACUUGGUCAAAGCCAUGAUAAAUUUCUUCAACUACUUUUCUCAGCUGGAGAAACAGUUACAGGACCGCCAGGAUGACGAAGCCUUGUUGGAUGAAGCUAAGCGGCAAGCGGACCACUUGGCGGCUCUAGUCGACCGCACCGAGCCCAGUGAAGCGGCUGUUUUGGACCGAGACAAGAUUCACUUCCUGGUGGAUAACCGCAGACUAAUGCUGGCGGCUAGCCUGCGCAAGUCUCAGCAAGACUCUCAGAUGAGUAAGUUCAAUGAAGAGCUGCAGCAGAUUAACCACCAGGUGCGCGAGCUGACCGAUUCUCUGAAGAGGGACUCAUCCAAGUGCCAUAUGGUGGAGUUUCAACAACGGAUUCAGACUUUGGAGAAGAGGAUCGAAAUAUUAAGCAGCUCGUCUCGAACGCAAACGGACUCUGCUCGCAUGGAACUGGAGCAGCUGACGUCUCGCUGGCGUGCUUUUCACAAAGAGGCGAUGGCCCCGCCUCCACAGCCGCUUGACAGAAAGGAAGCAAAUCAGAUCUGCGGACCUUCGUUUGUGGUACCUCUGGAUGAUGUUGAAGUACAGGAUGGUUCCAAAUGCAGCCUGGUGUGCGUGCUCGCCGGGCAGCCUGCACCGACGGUUCAGUGGUACAAAGACGGUGUUUCUGUUCGGGGAAACUCAGACUAUGUUACUGCGAGUCAACCACUCGAAGACGGUAGCUCUGAGCAGAAGCUCACCAUAGAAGAGACGUUGGCAGAUGAUUCAGCGAAGUUCACUUGCAAAGCUAUCAAUGCUGCUGGAAUGGCUGAAACAUCGUGUCGCCUGAGUGUUCGAGAGCAACCUAGACAGCAAGAACUUGAGGAGGUGUUCAUUGAAGCCCUCGAACAGUCGGUCGAGACCGGAACAUUUCAGGAACCAACCUUCGUUAAACCACUGCCUGCCACUGCCCGGUUUCGCCCUGGGGACCAACUUCGUCUUGAAUGCCGUGUAGAAGGACAACCCGAGCCACGAGUGUCAUGGUCGAAAGAUUUGUUGCCUGUUCGGGACGCCGCCAAGUCUUCCCUGGAGAAAGGCACAGCGGUGUUGGUCCUCAACGAUGCCGUGCAAAGUGACUCUGGUACCUACACGGCAGUGGCCCAGAACAAAGCUGGUCAGACAGCCUGUUCUUCGCAGGUCAAGGUCGCGGAAGACGUUCCACCUGCGGAGCCUCCGCGUGUGCUGAAGGGGCUAGUGGACCUAGAAGUCAAGCCCGGACCGGAGCCAGUCACUCUCGAGUGUAUCAUCGUGGGAGAGCCUGAACCGGAAGUGAUCUGGUACCAUGACGACCAGCCGAUCAAGGAGUCCGAGCGAGUGCGACUACUUUUUCAAGGCGACAAGUGCUCCCUGGUGCUGAAUGGAGUUUCAGCUCAAAAUGCAGGCACCUACCGCUGCUCAGCGGUCAACACCAUGGGCAGCUGCUUCACGCAGUGCCGCCUCCGUGUGCCACUAGCCGCUCCGGUGUUCUUGGAGCCUCUUCGCGAUGUGAACGUUGCCGAAGGCGCCAGGGUUGAUCUCAGUGCCAAGUUGUGGGCCCCUGAGCCGCCUUUUGUCCGUUGGUUCAAGGACGGCAACGAAGUGGUGCCCGGCAGUGACUAUCAGAUCAAGCACGACACGGACGGUGCAGUCAGGCUCACCAUUCCCGAAGCGUUCAACGAAGAUGGCGGCCACUACGAGCUGGAAGCGAGCAACGCUGGAGGCCGCACGCGCACUGGCUGUCGGGUUCACGUGGAACGCGUGGAGAAAGCCAAGGCGGUGCCGCUGACGCUGGUCAAGACGGCGCCCCAAGUCAUCUCAGUUGACGGGAGGGGACACGACGUGCGCCUGGCCCGCUCGUUGCCCGCGGAGCUGGUGGUCCAGAGCGGCACCAAGGUGUGCUUGAGUGUUGCUGCCGCCCAGCCGCCAGGCACGUCGCUGGAUGCGACCUGGUUCCGGUCGGGCCAAGCCAUCAGUGACUCUCCAGACUUCCGACUCUCCCGAUCGCACGAGUCCGUGGCCGGAUCCUCGCUGGCAGUCUUCAGUCUCACAAUCUCGGAAGCCUUCCCGGAAGACUCUGGAGAUCUGCAAGUGCGGGUGCAGGGGCCCGGAGGCACCGUGACAGCCAACACGCGUCUGGUGGUUCUGGACGAGGACGACGACGGCAGUGGCGCCGAGGCACGCGAGGAAGCCCUCCACAGGGCUCGCGAGGUGAAGGUCUACGAAACGAAGCUCGCUCGAUCGGAGCCCGACAAUUCGGCGGGUGUGGCCCUCUCCGGAGACCUGCAGCUGAGGGUCACCGAGGUGACACAGGUGAACGAGAUGCCUCCCGAGGUGUCCGAGGAAAUCACCACCAAAGUCGUGGACCAACAGGGCGCUCGCGACAAGGUCACGGAAGAGGUGACCCGGCGGGUGACCAAGAGGGUGACCGAGAUUACCAAGACGCAAACCAAAGAGGUGAGGGGACCCCUGGUCUACAAGUGGGAGUUUCGCAAGUAGCAGUCCCCCUGUGCCACCGCGCGCGCCCCGCGGUGUCUCCGUCGUGUGCUUCUUCUCUUACUCGGCGUGGCUGGCAUGAAGACAUUGGCCCCAGAGUGCUUUUCUGGCUCACCUCCUCUCGGAGUGGCCACCUGUGCGACUGGCCACCUGUCUCUUUGCCUGGCUACCGCUGGGAAUGGAGUCCCUUCCUCCCCUUUCUCCUCAGUGUUUCAUGUGGCAUGCUCGUACAAAUGUCUGCAACAGCGACGUUUCUUCCCAGUUGUAAGGUUGACGUGAAAUAAAGCCCUGGUUUGUGUUCCA
Messenger RNA from Ixodes scapularis (black-legged tick), 5158 nucleotides. Its product is annotated as titin homolog. The transcript is spliced from 25 exons. The record is from RefSeq and is a predicted model, not a curated record. Gene Ontology annotation, molecular function: protein binding. Lineage: Eukaryota; Metazoa; Arthropoda; Arachnida; Ixodida; Ixodidae. The coding region runs from base 242 to 4858 and encodes 1538 amino acids.